AUGUCUUCUCGCGUUGCCUCCCGUGCCAGCGCGACGCAGGCAAUGGGCGCGCCUCUCGAGCUCCCACCCUACGAGCCCCAGAUAGGACCCCUCCACGAUAAUGCGAAGCGCAAGGUGGAAGCAGUGAUCAACUCCACGCACACGCGUCAUAUAAAGGUUCACCUAAGCCAUGCGGCGGGCGCACUAUCAGAGACAGUGGGAGAAGCCAACGACCGGCUUUCAGAGGCAAAGUCGCGUUUUGAGAAAGUAAAGAGGCGGAGACGCGAGAGGGAGGAGAAACGAUUGAGAGAUGCCGAAGGAGAAGGGAGUGAACAGGAUAAAGAAGAUGGAGAGGAAGGGAACGGCGCUGAAGCUGAGGCGGAGAAGGAUGCAGAACGAGAGGAGAAACUUGCACGGUUCGAGGAGUUGGUCAAGGAGACUACGCGGAAGAUGGAACGGAGUAUGCGGAGCGUUGUCGAUACGGAGGUGCGAGUAGACAAGAUGCAGGAUCUUUUGGCGCAAUUAUUGGAGGAUAAUUCGACGCAGACACAGACGCAGAACCAGCAGAGGGCUCGGCGGUCGAGACGCAAUCAGGAUGAGGAUGGAGAUGCGGAUAUGAAUGACGAUGAGCAGGAGGAAGAAGACGAACUACAAGCGCCGGUAGAAGUUAUACCAGCGUCUCGCGUGUUUGCUGACGGACUGGCUGAGAACAAGAGAGCGUGGGAGGCAUUGUCUCUUGCGGAAAGAUAUGGUUCCAACAAUAGCUACAAGCAGUUCUACCGCGUCAUUCACGAAUCUAAACACUCUGGCACCGACGUUCCCCCGCUGCCUCCUGUGUCUACCUGGUUUCAAACCCUCGACUCUUCACGAGAGCCAGGCAGCCACUCUAGAAAACGCAAGAAGAAACGCACCCGUUCUGCCCUUGGUGCCGAUGGGACUUUCGAAGAGGACGCCAACGAGGACGACCAGGAAGCCUCAUCUCAGGACGAUAACGGAGAUGAGGAAGGGGAUGACGACGAUGAUGAUGAAGGAGACGAAGGAGACGAAGAAGAGGAAGAAGAAGAUGAAGCACCUACCCAAGAAGCCACGCAGGCACCGCCCUCAGACGACGAAAUAGUGGUCAAGUCCGAGAAAUUCUCCCUCACCUGCCCGCUAACUUUGCAAACGUUCGAAGACCCGGCGACCAGCACCAAAUGUCCACACAGCUUCGAACGGUCCGCUAUCGAAAACAUGAUCAGCCGCAGCCGUCAGACCACAUUUGUACCUGGCGCCGGGAGAAAUAUGCGUUGCGUUGAAUGUCCUGUUUGCAGCGUGAUGAUCACAGUCCGAGAUCUAAAGAGUGACCCUGUACUCGUACAAAGAGUGAAGAGGGCUAGACGCAUGGCUGCAUUGGAGGAAGAAGAAGAUGAUGGCGACGAUGGCGAUGGCGAUGAGGACCUGCAAGAACGGGAUGCGAGCGUGUUGAUGAGCAGGAGUAAGACAGCGAGGGGGGAAAGGGUGGUGGUGAAGAGCGAGAGAACGAGAUCACCGUCUCGGAUCCCUGAUACACAGAUGGACGGAUGA
Arthroderma uncinatum is the source of this 1542-nucleotide messenger RNA. RefSeq lists its product as uncharacterized. Gene Ontology annotation, molecular function: SUMO ligase activity; zinc ion binding. Bases 1 to 1542 code for a protein of 513 amino acids. Gene Ontology annotation, cellular component: Smc5-Smc6 complex; nucleus. Lineage: Eukaryota; Fungi; Ascomycota; Eurotiomycetes; Onygenales; Arthrodermataceae. Gene Ontology annotation, biological process: double-strand break repair via homologous recombination; protein sumoylation. The transcript is spliced from 2 exons. The record is from RefSeq and is a predicted model, not a curated record.